GGCGUGCGGGCUGGAGUGCGGCAAGGGUUUUCGUCCCGCUGCGGCCGGCUUUUUCGGCGGAAGUAUCCUUGAGCCGAGGACCAUGAACCGCAGCCGCCAGGUGACAUGCGUGGCCUGGGUCCGCUGCGGCGUGACCAAAGAGACACCAGAUAAGGUAGAGCUAAGUAAAGAGGAAGUCAAACGUCUCAUUGCUGAAGCAAAGGAAAAAUUACAAGAAGAAGGUGGCAGUGAUGAAGAGGAGACAGGUAAUCCUUCAGAAGACGGUAUGCAGAGUGCACGUACCCAGGCUCGACCACGGGAGCCCCUGGACGAUGGCGACCCUGAGGACGACAGAGUGCUGGACGAUGAUGAGCUGGCCGAGUAUGACUUGGACAAAUAUGAUGAGGAUGAUGACCCAGAUGCUGAGACUCUUGGUGAAUCUCUUUUGGGUCUUACAGUCUAUGGGAGUAAUGAUCAAGAUCCUUAUGUUACUCUCAAAGAUACGGAGCAAUAUGAACGUGAUGAUUUUUUGAUUAAACCUAGUGACAAUCUCAUAGUUUGUGGCAGAGCUGAACAGGACCAAUGCAAUUUGGAGGUGCAUGUUUAUAAUCAGGAAGAAGACUCUUUUUAUGUGCACCACGAUAUACUUUUGUCUGCGUAUCCUCUGAGUGUGGAAUGGCUGAAUUUUGAUCCUAGCCCAGAUGAUUCUACUGGAAAUUAUAUUGCAGUAGGAAACAUGACCCCUGUUAUUGAAGUGUGGGACCUUGAUAUAGUGGACUCCUUAGAGCCAGUCUUCACACUUGGAAGUAAGUUGUCAAAGAAGAAGAAAAAGAAAGGAAAGAAGAGUUCCUCAGAAGGGCACACUGAUGCUGUUCUUGACCUUUCAUGGAAUAAGCUAAUCAGAAAUGUGCUGGCGAGUGCAUCAGCUGAUAACACUGUAAUUCUGUGGGAUAUGUCUCUGGGAAAACCAGCAGCUAGCCUCGCUGUACAUACAGACAAGGUCCAGACUCUGCAGUUUCAUCCAUUUGAAGCACAGACUCUUAUUUCUGGAUCAUACGAUAAGUCGGUGGCCUUGUAUGACUGCCGAAGCCCAGAUGAAAGCCAUCGGAUGUGGCGAUUCAGUGGGCAGAUCGAGAGGGUGACCUGGAAUCACUUUUCACCUUGUCAUUUUUUGGCCAGUACGGAUGACGGAUUUGUAUAUAAUUUGGAUGCACGUUCAGAUAAGCCAGUUUUUACACUUAAUGCACACAAUGAUGAAAUCUCUGGUCUUGAUCUAAGCAGUCAAAUCAAGGGUUGUCUUGUGACUGCUUCAGCAGACAAAUACGUGAAGAUCUGGGACAUAUUAGGAGAUAGGCCGAGUCUAGUUCACUCAAGGGACAUGAAAAUGGGAGUUCUCUUCUGUUCUUCAUGUUGUCCUGAUUUGCCAUUCAUUUAUGCUUUUGGAGGACAGAAAGAGGGGCUUCGGGUCUGGGAUAUAAGCACAGUCUCUUCAGUAAAUGAAGCAUUUGGAAGACGAGAGAGACUUGUUCUGGGCAAUGCAAGAAAUUCAUAUGUUAGCGGCCCUUUCGGGAGCAGGAGUGCAGACACACCAAUGGAGUCUUAACGAAGAUCAGAUAAUUUCCUGUUUUGUUCACUUUAAUUGUUUUAAAAGGCCAGCCUGAAAAUGUUCCAUGUUUGUGCAGUCAUGCAGAGGGACUACGAAACAAUAUCAGUUCCUGUUGCCUGCCACCCUGCAAGUACAGUGGCAGCACAGAGCCGUCUCGGUGCUCACCUUUAGAACUUAUGGUGGUAUAAGGCUCCUGUUGCAUUUGAAAUAGAUAAUAAAAAAGAUUUUUUAAAAAUAAUUCCUUAAAUAUGCCAUCAGUCACAGGUACUGUAGGUUUGCAAAACAGGUAAAAGUUUAUAGAACUUUUAAAAGGGAAAUAUUCUCUAAUCUGGAAAGAUGAGUAAACCCACGCCUGGAAAGGUUGUGAUUUGGCCAAGAUUGCACAGUAGGCCUUGAACAGACUCAGGCACCCCAGAAACUGCACCUUCCUACUGACUGUUCUCAAGUUAAUGGUCAUGAUUUAAAAGUGUUUUUACUGCUUAACCUUAGAGUUUGGUGUAAUUAAAAGUGGCAUGCCUUUUUUUUUUCCUAGCAUGGUAGUCUGAGUUAUCAAGAAGAGGCAGACUGUUCAUCCAUUCAUUCAUUCAUGGAACAUUGACUGCCUCUUCUGCACCUAGUGCUGUAUGAGGCAUCGGGAGAUUUAGUGUGAACAAGAACAGUCCCAACUCUUAGCCUAAUGGGGCAGUCUUAAUUGCGAUUAAGUAGUCCUUUUAAGCAUGAGUUUUAGCAUGUGGUGGAAAUUAGUUUGAUGUAUGAAACCCAGUGCUAACUUGAUAGAAUGUAAGAUAAGACCUGUCGGUUCAUGAACCAUUAACAUUUCCUGUGUAAUUCAUGUAACUUCAAUCAUUUUAGGGUGAAUGCUGUGGAAUGUCGUUCCAAGCCAGAUGCAGGUGUAAAGCUGCAGCAGCUUGGGUUUACCAAAAUCUGUCUUGUCUAGAAAGGACAGUAGACUGAAAGAUGGAGUGACUAUUUUGUUUGUUUCUUCUGGUUGUUUUGAUUUGGCUUUUAAUUAGAUAUGAAAACAAGCCCAAGAUCACUAAAAAUAGUGACUGCUAGAGGGAGAACUCUGAUAGGUAUAAAUGCAGUAGUUAAUUUUCUCUCAGAUUUGGUGUUGGUUUCCUCCUGUAAAGAUUUGCUGUAAAAAAUGCAUCUUUCCUGGCUUUCAGCUCAGGGGAAAAGCCUCAGUUAUGUAUAAAAAGUAAAAAACUUUCACUGUUUUACCAUAGAUAUGAGUCUGCCAAAACAUAUAUGUAUAAUAAAUAAGAAUGCAUAUUGAGUACAUGUCAAAAGUUAAAAAUAGUAAAAUUAGGUGUGACAGUUCUUCUUCUUCCUUGAAAGUACUAGGCCUGAUGAAUGCUAAGCAGGCAGAGCCAAGAUCAUGUGUCUCGGAAGCUAUUGGUUAGAGUAGAUCUGACUCACUAGAACUAGAAUAAUGCUGGUUUGGGCUUGAAGUUUUUGCUGAAACCCAGCACAGGCAGUGAGUGAGACACCUAAGUAAACAGGCAGCAGGGGUAGUCAAAUCCUGGGGGUUGAGUAACAAUGAGGAUUCAAAUCCAAGCCAGGCUUGUGAAUAAAAAGGAGGCUCAGUUGUGCCAUACUGACUGCAGAAAGUGUUUGCCAUCACUUCCUACCAUAGAUCUGAGCUCAAAGAUUUGUGACCCAGAGGGAAUGCUCUAUCUGACAUGGAACAUGGGGGAACAAAAUGCAACACUAUUUCCAUCUUUCAUAGGUUCGUUGUGAUUGGUGUUUCCAUUAGGUAGCACGUGGAAAGGCUGUGGUCUUGUCAAAGUGAUGUUGCAGCUAAUUAAAUCCUGUGUUCACAUUCCCUGAGACUGGUAGUUUUAUAAAGCAAAAUGUCAAUUUUUAGGGGGGUGGGGAGCAUUUUACAGGUAUAAUCAUGUGGCUUCAAAUUGUUCCAGGACCCUAGCUACAACGCCAACCAUUGAAAGUUGUUUUCAAUAAAGACAAUGUAUUAAA
Molecule: messenger RNA, 3562 nt
Organism: Choloepus didactylus (southern two-toed sloth)
Lineage: Eukaryota; Metazoa; Chordata; Mammalia; Pilosa; Megalonychidae
Gene: PWP1
Product: PWP1 homolog, endonuclein
Exons: 15
Coding region: 83-1582 (499 amino acids)
Biological process (GO): rRNA processing
Cellular component (GO): nucleus
Molecular function (GO): protein binding
Source: RefSeq, a predicted model, not a curated record